This is a messenger RNA of Thyridium curvatum, 1410 nucleotides long. RefSeq lists its product as uncharacterized. NCBI's taxonomy places the organism in Eukaryota, Fungi, Ascomycota, Sordariomycetes, Thyridiales, Thyridiaceae. The record is from RefSeq and is a predicted model, not a curated record. Bases 1 to 1410 code for a protein of 469 amino acids. The transcript is spliced from 4 exons. Gene Ontology annotation, molecular function: zinc ion binding; transcription cis-regulatory region binding; DNA-binding transcription factor activity, RNA polymerase II-specific. Gene Ontology annotation, cellular component: nucleus. Gene Ontology annotation, biological process: positive regulation of transcription by RNA polymerase II.
AUGAUAGACCGCAAGAUACGAUGUGAUCGCGGAACGCCCACCUGCCAGAACUGCGUCCGCGCCCGGAAGCAAUGCCAGGGUUACGGCCUCCGCCUGUCGUGGCCAGGGAUACACGACCGCAAACGGGCUGUCAGAGGACACCUGCCUGCAGUCAGGUCACAAGCAAACCGCGAGUUGAACCACCGUCUAUUCAUCAACACUUCAUGGUGGGACAUUGAGUUCUUCCGUCACAUAACGUCAAACGGAACGACGCCAUUUCCACUCCUGGCUCAACCAGCUCAGCCUUUGUGGAUCCACCCACAGCCUGGACUGAAGCAGACAGACUUAGUUCACUAUUUCCACAAUGCCGCCCAUCUGUCACUAGUCACCUUCAGCUCCAAGACCCUGUCGAUUCGAGAUGUGCUUAUUCGUAUGGCACUCACCAAUGACAAAUCACCCGGAAGAGCACUUCUGUAUGCGUUACUAGCAGUUGCCUCGCUACAUAGGAGUGGACUCCAAAGCGAGGCUGUUCAGUUUAAAGUCUCUGCGCUGGAUGCCCUGGCUACUUCUGCGAAAGCAGGACUACAAGACUGGGCUGAGGCUGCGCAGCAUAUCCAACUUCCCUCAGAGAGCUCAGGCGAGUGGCUCUGGUACGUACAAGGCGCGAUGAGGAUCAUCGAAGAGACCAACCUCGAAGCGAAAUCAGACGAUAGCGGUGUCGGGGAACUUCUCGACUGGGUCUAUUAUCACGACUCACUCGCCCAGUUUGCCAAGAGACACUGGGGCCACAGUACGGUGACACGGGAUACCAGGCCAUCAGGCCAGUGCCCAUCGCUGGCGAACGGAAGGCCAGGCCACUAUCAACGCCACGCUCCCGCAGUGCUCAACCUGCUAUGCGAAGCCUGCACCACAGUCCUCGACCCGAUCGAUCCCCGAAGCCGCGAGGAGGCAUACAAAGCCCGCCUGCAGGGCCUGCAGUCCCGGAUCAAAGAGACGUCCAUCGCACCGCCCGCUGCGAAAAUAGACAUCAUAGAGACGGGCUUCAGCACGGAGCUCUACCGGAUGACCACGCUCAUCUACCUUGUCCGCGCCUCGCAGAGCCCCUGGGAGGCGUCGUCGUCGCCGGAGCUCGACGCCCUCGUCGACCAGGCCUUCUCCGUGCCGCUCCAGAUGCCCGCCUGCGACCACUUCUUCCCGCUGUUCAUCCUGGGCUGCGAGGCGCGGACGGACGGGCAGCGGGCCACAAUACUGGGCAUGAUCGAGCGGACCGAGAAGGGUCCACAUGUCCGGAGCAUGAAGCGCCUGCAGGCCGGUAUCCAGUCGGUGUGGGCGCACCACGAUCUGCAUGCUGACAGCGACGUGGUUGUCAACUAUGUCCGGAUGAUGAAUGCUGUCAUUAGCUCUCAUAGCACUCUGCCGUCGUAUGUGUAG